Molecule: messenger RNA, 1067 nt
Organism: Cucurbita pepo subsp. pepo (vegetable marrow)
Lineage: Eukaryota; Viridiplantae; Streptophyta; Magnoliopsida; Cucurbitales; Cucurbitaceae
Source: RefSeq, a predicted model, not a curated record
AUGCAGAAAUUUUCCGGCAAAUUCACUGUUCAUAUCUCUCGUCCGACCAACAAGUUUUUCUCCAGAUUAUCAGAAAUUUUCCGGGAAAAUUCUGGGGAGGGUUUUCAUUGUUCUUGUGUUUUGGAUCUGUUUCAAGGAAUUCGAUGGAAUUGGAUUGAUUUCUUUGUUUUUCCCAGAAAAUUUGGGUUGUUCUUGUUGUUGAAGACUUGGGGGUGUUUUAUAUUUNCGCCGGAAUCCACUACUCCUGUCGUCGCUGCUGCUGUUCCGGUUCUCCGGCAAAUUUCACGGCGGAGUUCGACGCGGUUAAGUCAGAACAUUCCGACGUCUCCCGAGGCUACAAAUUCCGGCGAAUCACCCGAGAACAAUGACUCCGCCUCGACCAUCGCCGGCACUGGCAGUCGGAGUAGCCGGAGUCUCCUCAGGCCGCAAAUGUCGCGGCGCAACUCUACGAGACGCUCACUUGAACGGAGCGAGAGUUUCACUGACUUGACGGAGCCGGUGCAUGAAGGCACGCGCCGCCUCUCGGCUGCACUGGCAAUGGAGAGAUCAAUGUCCGCUAGAGAAACGGUGGCGACCCAGGAGGCAGCCGACGCAGAAACCACCGCCGACGAAGACGAUGAAGAAGCAGACUCCACGGCGGUGGAGACGGCGGCGCCGGUGAGAAUGUCACUAAUGGAUCUCUUAGAAGAGACGGACAGGCAAAUGGGGUUCGAAGGGUCAAGAUACAAAAUAGAAGACGAAGUAGAAGAAGAAGAAGAAGAAGAAGAGGAAGAAGAAAAGGAAGAAGAAGUCGCCGUCGUGGGCGGCGGGUCGGAACGGAAGUGCUGCGUGUGCAUGGUGCGUCAUAAAGGGGCGGCAUUUAUCCCCUGCGGUCACACCUUUUGUAGGCUCUGUUCAAGAGAACUUCUGGUCAGUAGAGGCAACUGUCCACUUUGCAAUGGCUUCAUUUUGGAGAUUCUCGACAUUUUCUAAUUUUCCCAAUUUUUCUAAGCUUUUUUUCUUCAACCUGUCACAUAUUUUAGCUCAAUUGAUUACAACGUGUACCCUCUACUAAAAUGUUAGAUAUC